Molecule: messenger RNA, 465 nt
Organism: Venustampulla echinocandica
Lineage: Eukaryota; Fungi; Ascomycota; Leotiomycetes; Helotiales; Pleuroascaceae
Exons: 1
Coding region: 1-465 (154 amino acids)
Source: RefSeq, a predicted model, not a curated record
AUGGACAACCAAGGACAGACCACGUCACAAAGCGCGGGAGGUGGGAGCAGCAUAGAAAGCUUCAAUCGCAUUGACACUCAUGCACACUUCCUACCAGACUUCUACCGCGACGCUCUCCUCGACGCGGGUAUCACAAAGCCAGAUGGCAUGCUUGCCAUCCCGCCCUGGAACGAAGAGGACCAUGUUGACUUCAUGGACGCCAGUCGAAUCAGCAAGUCCUACCUCAGUAUCAGCACCCCGGGAGUGUAUUUCGGGGACAUUGACAAGGCAAAGAAACCUGCCAGAAAAGUCAACGAGCACGCCGCGGAUGUAGCCAGCAAAAACAACAGAUCAGUCACGUCACUUGCCUCUUCUCUCGACUGCACAGAAGACGUCUACCCGGAAGUCUCUCCCAAUAAAACACGACCUGAUUGGGCAGUACUUUCUGCGCUUGUCAAAAUUUGGGAUCCGCCUGUCAUGCCGUGA